CUAACGCAUCACUUUUUCUCGACGUCUGGACGAAAAAGAACUGCUGUUGGUUUCGCAAAACUUGACCAGCAUUCUGUAUACUGUAAUAUUUUUUCGUUCGUCACUCGGUCUCGCGUGAAACAAAGAGAAAUACAUACGGUGGCAAGGAUUUUCCCUUGGAUAGUGCUAAUAGCUUCGAAUCUGUAGCUUCCGACUAACUAGUGCAAUUUACAAAUAAGUGGCGCAUUCCUAAGGGUGAGAUAAGGAAGUCCAAAGUAGUGAGUCCCGUGUCUGUGUAUAUUCCGUGGGUGGAAGAAAAACCCGAGCUUAUUGUGCAACGUAAUUAGAAACGGAGGCUUCUGGCAGGUGAUUCCAGCAGGUUGGCAGCGAAAAUGUCCUACGCAUACCUUUUCAAAUACAUCAUCAUAGGCGACACUGGUGUUGGCAAAUCAUGCCUGUUGCUCCAGUUCACGGACAAACGGUUCCAGCCGGUUCAUGAUCUCACGAUCGGCGUAGAAUUCGGUGCCCGCAUGAUCACAAUCGAUGGCAAGCAGAUCAAGCUGCAAAUCUGGGACACUGCCGGGCAGGAAGCGUUCCGCUCAAUUACCCGCUCGUAUUACCGCGGUGCCGCCGGUGCCCUGCUGGUGUACGACAUUACCCGAAGGGAAACGUUUAAUCAUCUGACCACCUGGCUGGAGGAUGCCCGGCAGCACUCCAAUUCGAACAUGGUGAUCAUGCUGAUCGGAAAUAAAAGUGAUUUGGAUUCUCGUCGCGAGGUGAAGAAGGAAGAGGGCGAAGCCUUCGCAAGAGAGCACGGUCUAGUCUUCAUGGAAACUUCCGCACGUACGGCGGCGAACGUGGAGGAAGCAUUCAUCAACACCGCGAAGGAGAUCUACGAGAAGAUUCAGGAGGGUGUGUUCGACAUCAACAAUGAGGCAAACGGCAUCAAGAUUGGGCAGCAGCACUCACCAACCAACCCAUCCCUAGGUAGUGGAAACAAUCCCGGCGGACAGUCCAGCAGUGGUUGCUGUUAAACCGUGUUACCAAACCCUACAACCCAGUAUCAUCCACUUUUCUGUGUACGUUGAUCAAACGAUUCCUCUAGGAGUUGUACCUAGCGAUUAGCAAGCAUUUGCUACACCGGUGACUGGAUGGGAUCGGAAAAAAAAUGUGAAGAAAACUGAUAAGAGCAGAAAAAGCCACACGCAAGAACCGAAGGGAUAACACACGAGAGCGAAGGACUUUGUAUAGGGAAAACGAAAAAACUAAUCCAAAAAGUAACGAAACCGUGUGCUCCUAGCUAUACAAAUAAAAUCUAAUAAAUAAUAAAAAUAAUUCUGAUACUGAUGCAAUUUUGUAAAAUCAAAGUUGCAUUCGGAGCAUGCAAAGCGGGGCAUGAUUUUCGAAUGUUGUAAAAAUAUAAAAAUGAUUGUUUUAUUUUAAACUUCAGCCAGCAUUAGUUUGAAAGUAGCUAUUAUGAAAAGACCAGGAGCAGUGUGAGACCAGCUAGAGUUUUUGUUGAAUUAUAUUUUUGUUUCAUUUAUUUUAAGAAGAUAAUUAAAGACAAGCGGAUAUGGCUAUUUUUAGACACAUAAAUAGCAUGAAAGAAACUAAAAAAACUUUUAAAAUGCAUAAUUUACAUUAUCUCUACAAAAACAUCAACUACUAAAUUCUAUAGAUUUAGCUAAAAAUACAGAUCUUUGAAAACUUACUGGGUCCCUUUAUUAGAUUGGAGCUUUUUACCAAAUAGUCUUCGUUGGUUUUUAAAUCCAUAUGAAAUAAACAUUUAAAAAAAUCGUAAUUUAGCGACAUAGAAUACAUAUUGCUUGAUUUCACGAGCACUCUAUCAUCAUUAUUCGCAUCACACUUCACACCAGCAACAAUCUCGUGAAACACCAGAAUUGUAAGGUUCGUCUCAAACAUUCAUCGGGCAUGUAAUUCCAUACACCAGCAUGGAAUAUUUUUUAUCUUCCUAUUCGUUCUAUCUAGGUACGAACGUAACCAACCUGUAUCGAUGUGAUGUCUAUUUGUUUUUCGUUGUGAAGCCGAAAAAAAGAUAAUUCUUGGGAUUUGCUGCUUAUGGUUACUGAGAAAUAAAUGGCCCUUUCUUUUUCAAAAUAUACAUUGUACCGGACCUUAACCUUUGAAACGCGAGAGAAAUAAAUCGAGGCGAUGAUGGUGGCUUAUCUAGCGGGAAUAGUGUGGUUGUUGAUCGGAUUCGCACUCCGGAAUCAGUUGCAAUUUAAUAAAGCAUAACAAAUCCAUAAAAAUCUAUGACGAUUUAUGUUUCAGUUUGUGAUCAAUUUGAGGUAAAAUUAAAUAUAAACUAUGAAAUUAAUAACAAUUAAUAGUAAAUGGA
Messenger RNA from Armigeres subalbatus, 2338 nucleotides. It is a transcript of the gene Rab2, whose product is annotated as ras-related protein Rab-2. The transcript is spliced from 4 exons. Gene Ontology annotation, cellular component: Golgi apparatus. The coding region runs from base 372 to 1013 and encodes 213 amino acids. Gene Ontology annotation, biological process: vesicle-mediated transport. Lineage: Eukaryota; Metazoa; Arthropoda; Insecta; Diptera; Culicidae. Gene Ontology annotation, molecular function: GTPase activity; GTP binding. The record is from RefSeq and is a predicted model, not a curated record.